CCACCCCGAGAUGGGGCGGGUCCUACGGGCCGGGACGAGGGUGUGGCAGCCGCAGUAGACUCACAGCCGGUCUCCGCGAAAGAGGAGCUUCUGCGGGGGUGACUGAACUCUGAAACUGAUUUGCAGCCAUGGCAACCAAAGGAGGAACCGUGAAAGCUGCUUCAGGAUUCAAUGCAGUUGAAGAUGCCCAGGCCCUGAGGAAGGCCAUGAAAGGACUUGGUACUGAUGAAGAUGCCAUUAUCGGAGUCCUGGCCUACCGAAACACUGCCCAGCGCCAGGAAAUCAGGACUGCCUACAAGAGCAACAUCGGCAGGGACCUGCUCGAUGACUUGAAGUCGGAGCUGAGCAGCAACUUUGAGCAGGUGAUCCUGGGGCUGAUGACGCCCACGGUGCUCUAUGACGUGCAGGAGCUGCGGAGGGCCAUGAAGGGAGCUGGCACAGAUGAAGGCUGCCUGAUUGAGAUCCUGGCCUCUCGUACCCCUGAGGAGAUCCGUCGCAUCAAUCAGACAUACCAGCAGCAAUACGGAAGGAGCCUUGAAGACGACAUCUGCUCUGACACAUCCUUCAUGUUCCAGCGAGUCCUGGUGUCCCUGUCCGCGGGUGGCAGGGAUGAGGGGAAUUACCUGGACGAUGCGCUUGUGAAACAGGACGCUCAGGAACUGUAUGAGGCUGGAGAGAAGAGAUGGGGGACAGACGAGGUGAAAUUCCUCAGCAUCCUCUGCUCCCGGAACCGGAACCAUCUGCUGCAUGUGUUCGAUGAGUACAAAAGGAUCUCCCAGAAGGACAUUGAACAGAGUAUUAGAUCUGAAACAUCCGGAAGCUUUGAAGACGCCCUGCUGGCUAUAGUGAAGUGCAUGAGGAACAAGCCUGCAUAUUUUGCUGAACGGCUUUAUAAAUCCAUGAAGGGCUUAGGUACUGACGACAGCACCCUCAUCAGAGUGAUGGUUUCUCGAGCAGAGAUUGACAUGCUGGACAUCCGGGCAAACUUCAAGAGGCUCUAUGGGAAGUCCCUGUACUCUUUCAUCAAGGGCGACACUUCCGGAGACUACAGGAAGGUUCUGCUCAUUCUCUGUGGAGGAGAUGAUUAAAACAAGACACAGGACAGAAGGCUUCUUAACACUGAUUUUUUUAACUUCAUUUUUCUGCCCUGCUAUUAACAUGAUCUCAAAUGCUUAUUUCCAAUUAAAACGCCUCCAGUUGCCUCCUGGGAUCCAGACUGUGUUAUUAUUAUCUCUAAUUAGUCAUUUUGAUGCUGUCAGCUUGUACUUUCAAAGCUUUUAAGACCUAAAUGGAGAUUGAGAAUUAGAAAUUUUUUUUUUUUUUGUUUUGAGAAUUAGAAAUUUUAAUGUGCCCCCAUGUCUUUAGCAGAUUAUUUCCCCAUCUGUGUUUUGCAGAGAUCAAAUCACUAAAUCCUUUUGGAUUUUCUUUUCAGUAAGAAUUUAACAGGACAGAAGCAGUUUUCUUCCCCGGGGCAUUUCUCUAUGUAGCCUUGGCUGUCCUAGACCCACUUUGUAGACCAUGCUGGCCUCAAACUCAGAGAUCCUCCUGCCGCUGCCUCCCCGAGUGCUGGGAUUAAAGAUGGGUACCGCCACGCCAGACAAGGCCCCUCCCCUUUUGGCUUUGCCUAUCACGUUAGUUGAUAGUUGCUGAGUUUGGUGGAGCAAGCUUUGUCUCCUCCUGCCCUGGUACCACUUCCUCCACACAAAGCAUAGCAAAGUCAUCAGCUCAUCAAACAAGAUCAAUUUCAAGUGUGGCUAAACAGAUCCCUCCUGUUUAGUUAUCACUUUGUGCGAAUGAACAUUCCAUAGUGUUGAGGUUACCGUCUUAAUCUUGCUCAAAACCUGAGGACAAGCGUGAGAGGCUCAGCUGAGGUAGUUUGGUGCUGGGUGUUCUGGGUUGUGGCUGACCUCUCUCUGCUAAAAAUAAUCUCUUUAGACUGUUUAUUUGAUUCCCACUGUGCUGUUUUGAUCUUAAUCAGAAACUGUGUUUGCAUAUAAUCAUGAAGUUUGGUUUGUAUACAACAUGAGAAAUUUUUAAUUAAAAAUAGUAACUUUAAA
This is a messenger RNA of Psammomys obesus (fat sand rat), 2057 nucleotides long. RefSeq names its product annexin A4 (gene Anxa4). The coding region runs from base 129 to 1088 and encodes 319 amino acids. Lineage: Eukaryota; Metazoa; Chordata; Mammalia; Rodentia; Muridae. The transcript has 13 exons. Gene Ontology annotation, cellular component: cytoplasm. Gene Ontology annotation, molecular function: calcium-dependent phospholipid binding; calcium ion binding. The record is from RefSeq and is a predicted model, not a curated record.